UGAAAUUGUUUUAAUCAAAUUAAUUAUCUUCUGUGGAAUGGAUUCUUUUAUACAAGGUAGUAAUGGUCGUGAAAAUUUAUCAAGCAAUGGAAAAAUUUUUGUUCAAAAACUUUACGAUUUUGCAUUUGAUACAAUUACCAAGAAAGCUCUGAAAAUUCUGCCAAAAUUAAUGGUAUUACUUUUUUUAAAUAAAUGUUGGCUCACACGGACGGACUUUUGCUCCCAACCCAAAUUUUUCGUUUAUAUAUUCUCAAAAUUGAUAUACAAUUUUGUGGAUAUUUUUCUAAAUCUCUAG
Molecule: messenger RNA, 295 nt
Organism: Meloidogyne enterolobii
Lineage: Eukaryota; Metazoa; Nematoda; Chromadorea; Rhabditida; Meloidogynidae
Source: the annotation of a GenBank genome assembly